GGAAAAACAAAACAUAAACCAACAAAACCCACCUGCUGCUGUCAGAGGUCACAGACCACCAACAGACUUUCAGAGGGCCCUGUCUAUCAGCCAUUCACACUGGGGUACCUAGGAAACUGAAGAGCUAGCAAGCUUUAAGUCAGAGGGCAUACCUAUCUUGGCUAAGGUCUUCCUCAGUCUCCAAGCCUGAGGAUCUAGGGACAAUAAGUCCAUGGAAUCAAGUUGGCAGUUGGCCACUCUUCCCCUCCCCAUUAGGAGAUCCUUUGGGAAAACCGGCCUAGCAGGGGGCACCUGGUGGUUUUCCCCUUGGGGUACCCCACUGAACCUAGGUGGGGGGCGCAACACGUACUAAGUCCUGCACCUGAGCUGGGGGCGCUAUAGCGUCCUGGAUGGUUUGUGUGGGGGGCGCGUUCCUGGCCACCUCCAAAUAGCCUGCAGCCCCUACUCAGCCCCAAGCCUUGGCGAGUCAGCCCGGUAAGCCUCCUCCCCUCCCGCUUCGGGCGGCUUGAGCCCGCGCCCGCUCCAGUUGCUGCAGCUGCCACUGCUGGCGGCAGCGGGGAGCGCGGGGCGCGCGCCGAAGAGACUCCGGCUGCGAGGACAGGGACGAGGAGGAGCCAGAGGAGGAGAGGAAGAAGCAUCAAGCAGAGUCCGAGGAGCCUCGGGGUCGUGGAGACCCGACUCGAGGGGUUCCGUAGAGCACCAGCUAGGGGGCAGAGAAGGCAGGGCAGCCGGCCGCAGCCAACCUGCCGCGGCCCUGCGAGCAUAGGAGGCUGCGAUCCAGAAGCUGAGCGAAGCCCGGGGAAGGAAGGGUGGCGCGGGCACGCCCGGGCGGGAGAGCGCGGAUUCUCCGAUCCUAACGAGCUGUCGCCUCAUCACCCGGGAGCUGCUCCGGCACGGGCGGGGGACCCCGGGCCCGGGCGCAGCGCACACGCGUGGCGCACGCCAGGCGGGCCGGGCGGCGCCUAGGGCAGCCGGGACCGCGCGCACAGAGCUCGGGGAGGCACAGACCCCGGGCACGGGGGGCCCGCGGCGCCCCCUGGGCUCUCGGUGCUCCGCGUAGCCCCAGGAGAGAUCGGGGCCCGGGUCCGGGAGUGGGAACCACCCGCGCUCAUCCCCUCCCCCCCCCGGGCGGGCCAGCGGCCCGGGGGAGGGCGGGCGGCGGCGCUUGGCUGUAUAUAUCUCCGCGCGCCCCGCCAGGUCGCGCACAGCGCCCCGAGCCCAGGCGCCUCCCCGCCCCCCUUCCCCGCGUUCCGCGGCGGCGGCGGCGGCAGCAGUAGCAGCAACAUGGCUGUUGAUGGGUGUUCGGGGUGGCGCUGGCGGCGGGAGGAGCUCCCUCGAGCCCCUGCGCCGGCCGCCCGUUGCUAGCUAUGGCAAACGGUGGCGGCGGCGGCGGCGGCAGCAGCGGCGGCGGCGGCGGCGGCGGCGGAGGCAGCGGUCUUAGAAUGAGCAGCAAUAUCCACGCGAACCAUCUCAGCCUAGACGCGUCCUCCUCUUCCUCCUCCUCUUCUUCUUCCUCCUCCUCUUCCUCCUCGUCCUCGGUCCACGAGCCCAAGAUGGAUGCGCUCAUCAUCCCGGUGACCAUGGAGGUGCCGUGCGACAGCCGGGGCCAACGCAUGUGGUGGGCUUUCCUGGCCUCCUCCAUGGUGACUUUCUUCGGGGGCCUCUUCAUCAUCUUGCUCUGGCGGACGCUGAAGUACCUGUGGACCGUUUGCUGCCACUGCGGGGGCAAGACGAAGGAGGCCCAGAAGAUAAAUAAUGGCUCCAGCCAGGCAGAUGGUACCCUCAAACCAGUGGACGAAAAAGAGGAGGUGGUGGCAGCCGAGGUCGGCUGGAUGACUUCCGUGAAGGACUGGGCAGGGGUGAUGAUAUCUGCCCAGACACUGACUGGCAGAGUUCUGGUCGUGUUAGUCUUUGCUCUCAGCAUUGGUGCCCUUGUAAUAUACUUCAUAGACUCAUCAAACCCAAUAGAAUCCUGCCAGAAUUUCUACAAAGAUUUCACAUUACAGAUCGACAUGGCUUUCAACGUGUUCUUCCUUCUCUACUUUGGCUUGCGGUUUAUUGCAGCCAACGAUAAGCUGUGGUUCUGGCUUGAAGUGAAUUCUGUAGUAGAUUUCUUCACAGUGCCUCCCGUGUUUGUGUCUGUGUACUUAAACAGAAGUUGGCUUGGCUUGAGAUUUUUAAGAGCUCUCAGACUGAUACAGUUUUCAGAAAUUUUGCAGUUUCUGAAUAUCCUUAAGACAAGUAAUUCCAUCAAGCUGGUGAAUCUGCUCUCCAUAUUUAUCAGCACGUGGCUGACUGCAGCUGGAUUCAUCCACUUGGUGGAGAAUUCAGGGGACCCAUGGGAAAAUUUCCAAAACAACCAGGCACUGACAUACUGGGAAUGUGUCUACUUACUCAUGGUCACAAUGUCUACAGUGGGCUAUGGGGAUGUUUAUGCCAAAACUACGCUUGGACGUCUCUUCAUGGUCUUCUUCAUCCUCGGGGGACUGGCCAUGUUUGCCAGCUACGUCCCUGAAAUCAUAGAGUUAAUAGGAAACCGCAAGAAAUACGGGGGCUCGUAUAGCGCGGUUAGUGGAAGAAAGCACAUUGUAGUCUGUGGCCACAUCACUCUGGAGAGUGUCUCUAACUUCCUGAAGGACUUUCUGCACAAGGACCGGGAUGAUGUCAACGUGGAGAUUGUCUUUCUUCACAACAUCUCCCCUAACCUUGAGCUUGAGGCCCUGUUCAAACGACAUUUUACUCAGGUGGAAUUUUAUCAGGGUUCUGUCCUCAAUCCCCACGAUCUUGCCAGAGUCAAGAUAGAGUCAGCAGAUGCAUGCCUGAUCCUUGCCAAUAAGUACUGCGCUGACCCGGAUGCAGAAGACGCUUCCAACAUCAUGAGAGUGAUCUCCAUAAAGAACUACCACCCGAAAAUCAGGAUCAUAACUCAGAUGCUGCAGUAUCAUAACAAGGCCCAUCUGCUCAACAUCCCCAGCUGGAAUUGGAAAGAGGGUGAUGACGCAAUAUGCCUCGCAGAGCUCAAGUUGGGUUUCAUAGCCCAGAGCUGUCUGGCUCAAGGCCUCUCCACAAUGCUUGCCAACCUCUUCUCUAUGAGGUCAUUCAUAAAGAUUGAGGAAGACACGUGGCAGAAAUACUACCUGGAAGGAGUCUCCAAUGAAAUGUACACAGAGUAUCUCUCCAGUGCCUUCGUGGGGCUGUCCUUCCCUACUGUUUGUGAGCUGUGCUUUGUGAAGCUGAAACUCCUGAUGAUAGCCAUUGAGUACAAGUCUGCCAACCGGGAGAGCCGAAGCCGAAAGCGAAUCUUAAUUAACCCUGGGAACCACCUUAAGAUCCAAGAAGGUACUUUAGGAUUUUUCAUCGCAAGUGAUGCCAAAGAAGUUAAAAGGGCAUUUUUUUACUGCAAGGCCUGUCAUGAUGACGUCACAGAUCCCAAAAGAAUUAAAAAAUGCGGCUGCAGGCGGCUGAUCUAUUCCAAGAUGUCCAUCUACAAGAGAAUGAGACGAGCAUGUUGUUUUGAUUGCGGACGUUCUGAGCGUGACUGCUCAUGCAUGUCAGGCCGUGUGCGUGGUAACGUGGACACCCCUGAGAGAGCCUUCCCGCUUUCUUCUGUCUCUGUUAAUGAUUGCUCCGCCAGUUUCCGUGCCUUUGAAGAUGAGCAGCCGCCAACGCUGUCACCCAAAAAAAAGCAACGUAAUGGGGGUAUGAGGAACUCACCCAACUCCUCCCCGAAGCUGAUGAGGCAUGACCCCUUGUUAAUCCCUGGCAAUGAUCAGAUUGACAACAUGGACUCCAAUGUGAAAAAGUACGACUCCACCGGGAUGUUUCACUGGUGUGCACCCAAGGAGAUCGAGAAAGUCAUCCUGACUCGAAGUGAAGCUGCCAUGACUGUCUUGAGUGGCCAUGUUGUAGUCUGUAUCUUUGGGGAUGUCAGCUCAGCCCUGAUUGGCCUCCGGAACCUGGUGAUGCCGCUCCGUGCUAGCAAUUUUCACUACCAUGAGCUCAAACACAUUGUGUUUGUGGGCUCCAUCGAGUACCUCAAGCGAGAGUGGGAAACACUGCACAACUUCCCCAAAGUGUCCAUAUUGCCUGGUACGCCAUUAAGUCGGGCUGAUUUAAGGGCUGUCAACAUCAACCUCUGUGACAUGUGCGUUAUCCUGUCAGCCAAUCAGAAUAAUAUUGAUGAUACUUCGCUUCAGGACAAGGAAUGCAUCUUGGCGUCACUCAACAUCAAAUCUAUGCAGUUUGAUGACAGCAUCGGGGUCUUGCAGGCUAAUUCCCAAGGAUUCACACCUCCUGGAAUGGACCGGUCAUCUCCUGACAACAGCCCAGUGCAUGGGAUGCUGCGCCAGCCGUCCAUCACAACAGGAGUCAACAUCCCCAUCAUCACAGAACUCGCUAAACCAGGCAAGUUGCCUUUGGUAUCAGUCAAUCAGGAAAAAAACAGUGGGACGCACAUUCUAAUGAUAACGGAGUUGGUGAAUGAUACUAAUGUUCAGUUUUUGGACCAAGACGAUGACGAUGACCCUGAUACGGAGCUGUACCUCACACAGCCCUUUGCAUGUGGAACAGCAUUUGCUGUCAGCGUCCUGGAUUCGCUCAUGAGCGCGACAUACUUCAAUGACAAUAUCCUCACCCUGAUACGGACCCUGGUGACAGGAGGAGCCACGCCAGAGCUUGAGGCUCUGAUUGCUGAGGAGAAUGCACUUCGAGGGGGCUACAGCACUCCCCAGACACUAGCCAACAGGGACCGUUGCCGAGUGGCUCAGUUAGCCCUGUUGGAUGGCCCCUUUGCAGACUUAGGGGAUGGUGGUUGUUAUGGUGAUCUGUUCUGCAAAGCUCUGAAAACGUACAAUAUGCUUUGUUUUGGAAUUUACCGGCUGAGAGAUGCCCACCUCAGCACCCCAAGCCAGUGUACAAAAAGGUAUGUCAUCACCAAUCCCCCCUACGAAUUUGAGCUUGUACCAACAGACCUGAUCUUCUGCCUGAUGCAGUUUGACCACAACGCUGGCCAAUCGCGAGCCAGCCUGUCUCAUUCCUCCCACUCCUCACAGUCCUCCAGUAAGAAGAGCUCCUCCGUCCACUCCAUCCCGUCCACAGCAAAUCGGCCAAACCGGCCCAAGUCCAGGGAGUCUCGCGACAAACAGAAUGCAACAAGGAUGACUAGAAUGGGCCAAGCAGAAAAGAAAUGGUUUACAGAUGAACCGGAUAAUGCCUAUCCCAGAAACAUUCAAAUCAAGCCCAUGAGUACCCACAUGGCUAACCAGAUCAACCAAUACAAAUCCACAAGCAGCUUGAUCCCUCCAAUCAGAGAAGUUGAAGAUGAAUGUUGACUCCCAGGAGACCAGAACUAUUUUUUUAAAGCCUGACAAACUUCAUAAUGGUGAUGUGACUUCUCUUCCUCUUCCAUGCCGAAUCACUGGUGGAAACACUAGAGUAAGCAAGACUUUGCAAGAAAAUAAAGUAGACAGAUCUUUCUCUUUGCCUUGAAUAUUGCUUCCAUGUAUUUUGGAAAUGGUUUCAUUUAUAAAUGAACAUACUACUAAAAUAGUCAUGUAUAGCUUCUAGGGUUUUAAAUUAUUUUUAUUUAUUAGAAAGAAAAUAUAUUUUUUUCUUUUCUUUUUUUUUCAUUGCCAGAUUAUCUUCCCACAUAUCACAGCAAUGUAAAAUCAAAAUGAGUAAGUGGCCAGAUUCCUUAAAUGUGUAUUUCUCUCCUUUCUUUCUUUUUCUUUGAGGAGAAUGAUGGUCACCACCCUGAUUUGUAAUUAAGGAAAAUGGAUUACUAAAAGAAUUUAAGGUAGUCAACAAUCUACAUAAACAUAAAAUAAAAAAAAAAAGUCCCAAGAGCAGAGGUGAAUAUUUGUGUCUCCCCGGAUGGGUGUGUGUUUAGAUCUGUUUUAACACCAGCUCUUAGCAAAUCAAACUUACUUAUCCACACAAUUGAAAGUCAGAUUUCUGUAGUUUCGGUUUUCAUGCAGCGUUUCAUGGCCUUUGUUCAUAUAUCUAAAAGAAAGAGCCUUUUGCAGCUUUUCUGCAAUUGCCAGAUCAGGUUUAACCAGCCAGCUCAAAAUAUGCAGGUACAUCUAGAAUGCGGAAGUCGUGCACCAAGAGCAGGCUUGUUUGUUAUUCUCAUGGUGGGGCCUCCUCCAAGCUGUUAUGCUCCUCAUCUCAUACUCUAAAUCACCCAAACAAGUUCUGUCAACUGUGGGAGGACCUGGUGAAUUCUUUUCCCCAUUCAGAGCUAUUAGCCUGGAAGUUUGUGAACAUCAUGGAGUAGUUUUACCGAAUGCUUAGCAUGCACUAUUUAUUUAGACGGCGACAAUGUCCAUUGUCAAGAAGAUGUCUUUGGCUCAGAUUUUCAUUUGCUGGCUUUCCUUGGUUGAAUUGCUGGGACAAAACAUUCAAACUCGCUAAAAAUAUUUAUGAAACCAAUACCAACCGAAAGGAAAGUAAGUCAUGCUCUUACAGUAGACUGUUAGAAAAAGGCCUUUGAAAAUUACCAGCAAUGAAAUCAAAUGUAUCAGCCACUUCAACCUGUGGUCAAAAGAUUUUUCUAGCCAUCAGAUGCAAUUGUGAUGUCUCAUCUCUGCUGUUGCAUGCAUGCCCAGUGUAUAGUCACUCAACAAGUGUUUCGUUCCAAUGACUCAGAAAGUCUUUCAACCUCACGGUGAUCAACCUCUGAUAUGAUCAUCAGGGUCUCUAGAGAAGCAUGGGCGUGACUGUGAUUUUUAUUUUCUUAAAAAUGUAAAAUGUGGAAACUUCCUCAAUCUAACCAAAAUAGCCCCCAAAGUCCCAUGACAUCUCCUCCAUUGAUGUUUUAGAUGACCAUGGCUCUGUGGUACCUAGCUAUGAUAGUACAAAUCAGAGCAGAGCAAAGCAAUGCAAUCGCCAUGAAACCGUAUGUCCACUAAGGACUCCAAUUACCAAUGUAGGCAAAAUGAGCUUCCACCUCUGUCCACUCCCUGCAGAGCCAAUGUAGUUGUGCUUCCACCUCGUAGGCAUUGUCCUGCAGUGACUUGUCGGACUGUGGUUACUCUGUUGUCACAUUUUGUAGAAUUAGUUCUAUAAAAGUAUUGUGAAUAUAAUGUGUGUCCAAUUGGAUUGUUAACACAAAAAAUAUUUAUAAUCAAUCACUAGUCUACUCAGGCUAAAAUGAUGUCAGCAGUCUAUAUUCAGGCUUAUAAACAUUUCUUGGUUUCCAACAGAACCCAAAUGUGUUGGUGAGGAGAAUCCACUACUAGGAUAUUGACAGCAUUCCUGAAAGCAAAGACUUCCUUACACAUCAUGAUUUUGCAUUGGGGUUACCUAAGUCCAUUUAUGUCAAUCACGCUCUUCUUUCCUUCCUGAACCACAGUAGGCUCUUCUUCACACUCAUUCCUACUAAUCACCUCUGAAUUUGUUCUUUGAUCUUCUAUAGCAACCAAUGUUGUUUAUCUAAAUAAUCUUUCAUUAGAAGAAUAGCAGUCUCAACACUAUGCAGAAGCAUAACCCCUAUCUCAUUUCCCAUGAUAGCUAGAGAUUUAAAUCUAAACUUUUUUUUAAAAACCACAAUGGCUACAAUGAUAGUAUCCUACAGCUAGGAACUCCUUCAGUUCACCAAGCAGCUUUCAAAACCCAUGAUAACAUAGUUCUAUUUUCUUCUAAGAUAGAGCAAUAAAUGAAAAACAAAUCAAGUAUGAUUCUAAGGUGUUACAGAAAAUGACCUGGUGGUGGCACCUUUGUCAAAAACUCAAGGCCAAUCAAUUGAAAUAGAAAUAUCAUUUAUUAAAAAUAACUGGAGGUCUCAAGGCAUUUCCCAAAGAUCCCAAUUUGUUUCUAUUUGUUGAGUUUUGAGUCCUUUAAAGGUAAAAAAACAAAGAGACAAACAAAACAAUAAAAAAAAAUCUGUCUUUCUAACCAUAUUCCCCUUGGGGCAAUGGCAGUCUUCUCUGGCGUAUUCCACAUUAGAAGGCUCUGAUCUCUAGUCCCUUUGUAGGGUUUCAGAAAAGAUAGUUUGGCAAAUUCAUGUUGCUUGAGUGCUUUGGGAAUCAGGCCAUUUGUAAAACAGAAACUACCCGUGAGUCCAUCGUUACCCUCACCGUCUUUCUCAGGCAGGCAAUGUGCUUUUUGUCUAAUCAACUGUAUUUUAAAAUGUCCUCUCCAAAGCAGAUGGAAUGUAUUCAUUUAAAAUGGUUAAUGUUUAAGACUGAUCAUGACUAAGUAACCUGGCCUUCCUUCUACAAGGUACACUUUGUUUUGGUUGGUUUGUUUGUUUCUUAAGUGACGGUAGUUUUAAUCAAGGAAUUAGAGUGGUAUCUGUUGAGUUGAAGUGGAGAAUGAGAAAAUGUAUGAAAUUAGGGAUAGUUUGAAUGGAAAACAAAAAGUGCCCCCAACUGUGCCUGAUUUGAAAGUUCAAGAGCAUUCAGAUACAAUUAACUAUGAAAAUAUUCUUUAACUCCUCCAAGUCUCAGUGACUUAAAUCACUGAGUGAUUCCUUGAGCUGGAUAAGGUCCCUUUCAGACCAAUUAAGGCAGUAGUUACAUUGCCUCAGUCAUUGUAGACAAUCUUUCCAGAGCUGUAAUCAUGGCUCUUCUGGCCUUGUUGCCCAUGUAGGCUUUCUGAGCUAAACCCAAUAUCCACUUUCUGCUCUGAACAUAGAACAGUCAGGUUCAUUUUUGAACUUUUCAGCUUGGAAGCUCUCAGAGUUGAGAUGCAAAUGUUUACAGUCAUGUUCACCUCCUUCGUACAGUCAGUUUCACCUCCUCACACCAUCACAUCCACCUCCAUCAUAACAUCACAUCCACCUCCAUAAUCCCAUCACAUCCACCUCUAUCAUGAUAUCACAUCCACCUCCAUCACAACAUUACAUCCACCCCCAUCAUCCCAUCACAUCCACCUUCAUCAUAACAUUGCAUCUACUUCCAUCAUCCCAUCACAUCAACCCCCAUCAUAACAUCACAUCCACCUCUAUCAUCCCAUCACAUCCACCUUCAUCAUCCCAUGACAUCCACCUCCAUCAUGAUAUCACAUGUACCUUUGUUAUCCCAUCCCAUCUGCCUCCAUCAUCCCAUCACACCCACUUCCAUCAUCCCAUGACAUCCACCCCAUCAUACCAUCACAUCCACCUCUAUUGUGAUAUCACAUCCACCUCUAUCAUAACAUCACAUCCACCUCUGUCAUACAAUAACAUCCACCUCCAUCAUUGAUGAGCUGGUUUUGUUGGUUCUGGGUUUCUCUUUGCAGCCUCACUCCUCUCCUUCCUUGUCUCCUGGUCCAGCACAGUUUUCGCUAGUCUCUUCAUCUCUAGCCCAAUAGCAUGUAGAGAGAGUUUGGACACCUCUACUCUCCUGCUAUUAUUCCCAUUAAUUUUCUUUGAGCUCAAAGGUAAACAGUAUAGUUAAUUGACCAGGAAAAAUCUUGACUACCAAGAGAUCACACAAAUUCAUUGAGAAUUGAGUUCCAGCUCCAGAUCUUCUCAUUUUUUAUUUUAUUCAUAUUUUCUGCCUUUGGGACAGUGGUAAAAUCACUGACACAGUCACCCUUAUUACUAAAGGCUUAAGCCAUCAUUUUUGAAACUUAGAGGAACUGAGAAAUUACUUCGAACUUUCUUUUCUGCCUCUGCUCUUAAUGGGUGUUUUUCUUUAUGAAACAAUAAUUUCUCACUUAAAUCCCAUGGUUACUUGAGAAAAUGAUGACUCCUUUGGAUUUAUUUGUUUAAGGAACAAAUAAAUAGAAAGUCAGAGUCUCUGAAAGUUCUGAACAGAGUGAAGGGCAGUGAUUGUGCCCUUUGGGGACUGAAGAUUUUGAGAUGUUCAGUUGUUUCUGGAAGGGAAUCACAGAAAUGUAGAUAUUCUAGUUGAAUAUUAAGGUUGUUUAAGCCAAAUUUAUCCUAACUGGUUGUUGCUUAUGUAUUACUAGCUAUUAAUUAUUCCAAGAUUAACAUUAAAAUAAGGCAAUGCAGAGGACAUCUUAAAUUUUAUAUUUCAGUACCAAUGAUAAGAGUGAUUUGAAAAAAUAUUAAGAAAGGGACCUAGGUGGCCAAAGGUCUUUAGCCCUACAGUACUUAGGAGCUCCUCAAUAUUCAGUCUCACAUGGCUUGAGGCAGAAAUGAUUCUUAAUUAGACUCUCUCUUCUCAAAAACUGUGGUUUUGAGCAUGAAAAUGGGCCUGAAAGAGGGUAACUCCGGGUGUCAAUGAAAAAGUUACAGAGAACAAAAGGAGAUAGAUAUGAUACUUUAAGAAACCCAGGCAAGAGGCAAUGCCUAGGAUAGGGAAGAAUAUGUUCCCUUAACCAGAAAUGGGGAAAAUGAUAGGAACCCAUUCUUAGAUGGGCUGUGGAGGCUGUUAUGUAGGAAAUACAUGGUUUGACUGAAGGCACAGGGAUCCUGAGAAUUUUCCAGUGAGAAGAAACUUAAGGGGUUAUAAUGAUAACCAAAGUGAUUUUGAUAUGUGAGAAACUUACCUUUGGUAGUAAGUCUGCGGCCACAAGCUGAGAAAAAGUAGGACAAGACUUCGUAGAAGAUGAUAGAAAGUAGGUAGUUAAAGUAGAGCUUUGGGGCUAGAGGCAUCACUCAGUGGUUAAAAGCUCUUGCUGCUCUUCCAAAGGACUUGAGUUCAAUUCCCAACACCCACAUGGUGGCUCACACCCAUCUAUAACUCCAGUUCCAGGGCUUCUGACACCACCACACAGACACACAUGAACAUAAAAUAAAAAAAAAACAAUUAAGUAGAGAAUUGAUUUAAAAAGUCAGAGAGUGUCACUGAAAGGUCUGAACAAAGAGUGAUUGGCAGGGAUGAUGGCGCCCUUUUGGGGAUGAAGCUUUUGAGAUGUUUGGUUCUUUUUGGAAGGUAUCCCAGAAAUGUAGGCUGUCCAGCUGAACAUUCUCUCAGCACUGUGAAGUCCUAUGGGUUGCACUCAAUAACAGCUCAUCAAGCUGAACAGCCUCCUUCAUAUUAUUAUCUCUGGCACAUUAUCUCUCUGCCAGGCAUACACCAGCCCUGCGAUAGCCAAUUACUAGAAUAUCAGUGGUAAAUCCACCACAUAGAUGAAGGGGAAGGAACAGAUUUUCAGAUUGUUUUAAAGAAACCUGCUGGCUAUACCAUUUUAAAGACAUUAUAUAAUAAGAACAUCUGGUAGACUGCCAACAAAUCAUAGGACAAUCAAGAAUGCAGGACUUCCAACUUCCAACAUUAUGAAAGCAUUUUGUCAGGUAAUCCAGUAACUUGGAACUAGUAGACAACACCAGUUAGAGGAAUGAUUCAGGCUGGAGGAAGGAGCAUGUCACAAUCUUACUUGCAGUAAGCUUAAAAGGAAACCCUAAAGAACCAGUAGAGAAAGAGUAAGCAUAUAUACACCACUUUUCUAAUAGAGCAGGAGUAGAAGGAACAGACAGUGGUAUGGUUUGAAGUAUUAAGUCAAGCUUUGUGGAAUAGAUGGGAUUUCAGAGUCAGGUAAGAUGAGAGGCAACAUCCCAGCUCAUCCAGAAAUAUGGAUAGAUCAGUGAUUUCAUUAGUUUACUAAGGAGUCCUUGUGCACUUGUUGCUGGACAACUUGUGUCUCUUGGGAACAGAAGACAUGCCAUGAACAACAGCACCCGAUAAAGACUUUUUUCAGUAAAUACAAGGUGCACGGCAAAUAAAUAUCAUGGAUUGUAACAGCUUCUGAAGUCUGAAUUAGCCUCUCUUGCUGGGUACGAGUGACAGAUUCUUUGUAAAGGAAAUGCUUACUGCAGACCCCAAGGACAGAGCAAUGCUGAGGUACAGAGAAGAUGAGGAGAUGAUAAGAAUGUGACACGAACUCAGGAAGCUGAGAAAUGGACUGCUUUCUUCCUGAUACAGGCAGGAGAGAGAUCCUUUCCCACCAGGAAGUUGUCUUGGGCUGAGGAGGCAAAGUUGAGAAGAUGCUUUGGGAAGGCCUGGCCCUAUGAAAGCCCCUCCCUGCCACCCACACACCAGAUACUUAUAAAGAGAAUAGCGUGGUUAAGUUCAAUAAAGGGAUAAACAUAGGUUUAGAUGAUGGGUGAGUAGAUCUGUCUGGGGUUAUAACCGAGUUUUCAGGGGCUCAAAGGAACAAAUCAAGUAGAUGCAAUUAAGACAGAUCCAUUCAGUGUUUGGAGAAUAGGAAACAGAAAGGUAUUUAAAGAUAGAAAGAGGCAUCCAUGAGGGUUGAGAUGAAGGGUAUCUGAAAUGGUGACUCAGAAGUAAUGAGGCAGAUUGAAUGGAUCAUUUUUCUUCUUGUCUUUUUUUCCUGUGGUUGCCCUGAGAACUAUAUUGGGUGGGAAACUACCAGGCCACUCUAUGUCACAUUGUACACCAUAGGAAUGGAGAAUAUACAGGGCAUCUAGGCCACAGCAAGCCUUCUGAAGCAUCCACAACAAGAGGGGUCAUGAGUUUAUCUCUCCUUUCAUCAAUUCAUGGCAUCCCAUUGCUCUUCAUCCCUUAUGCAUAGAACACCCAGACCCCUCUAGUUGCAAAAGGCUUAAUACACAAAAUGCUAAGGUCAUCUUGUUCUGAUGGCUUUCCUGGACCAGGCUGUACAUCAGAGCUUUUUGCACAGGUGAAAACUGAUCUUAUUUCUAGGUAGAACGUUACAAUGAAAAGAUUUUCCCCUUAUUUAUUCCCUAAGGAACUUCUGUGUUUCUUCUUGUUCUCCAAAGCUGACCUCCCCCACGCUCUCUAGGGUCUGUUUUAGGAUACAGUAACAGUCCUAUUGUUUAGAGUCUUAGAUGGAAAUAUGCAUACACAUCACAUGUGCCUGCCAAAGCAACCCAGAGCUUCCUGCCCUUGGGAUCCAGGGUCAGUUUGAGGGGUUAGUCAUUAGGGAAUGGAGCCCCUACAAUGAGACAAAUCAAGCCACAAGUCUACACUAAACCAGAGUCUUUCCCACCCCAAAACCUCUCUUCUUCUUUUCCUUCCGCUAUGUACUCAAAUGAUCAGACAGAACUGCAACAUUUCAAACAUAAACCCAGAUCUGCCUGGAAAUCCUAAUUAAGAACCUUCCAUUCCCAGGUGGUACAAUCACAUCCUGCCUAAAGUGUCUGGCUCAUUUCCACCAUGCAGAUGCUGGAAAGAGACUAUUCCCCCACUGAACACCAAAACCUUCAUUUGGGAUUUCUUCAGGGGACAAAGAAAAAAAGCAUUUCAGUGGUUUACAUAUGCAGAGGUCAACCUACAUGUUCAUUAAGGGAAAAGAGCGUGGUUUGUCCAUCUGUCUUUCACAUACUGAUUGCUGGCAUGGUGACUGUGGCUAUGAUGAAUUAGGUGACCAGACAAGAACUGGAGAAGGGAAUAAAUGCUGGUGCUCUGAAAAGACCUACCCAACUCUGUCAUCUGUGACAACCAGUGAUAACUCUCUUGUCUUGUAAAAAGGGUUUGUACAUAACUUGUACAUGGUUUCAUUUUGUAUUUUUCGCAGAUUAAAAAUUUAUGUAUUUGUGU
Molecule: messenger RNA, 13412 nt
Organism: Microtus oregoni (creeping vole)
Lineage: Eukaryota; Metazoa; Chordata; Mammalia; Rodentia; Cricetidae
Gene: Kcnma1
Product: potassium calcium-activated channel subfamily M alpha 1
Exons: 33
Coding region: 1368-5330 (1320 amino acids)
Biological process (GO): potassium ion transport; transmembrane transport
Cellular component (GO): postsynaptic membrane
Molecular function (GO): large conductance calcium-activated potassium channel activity
Source: RefSeq, a predicted model, not a curated record